Symbiodinium natans is the source of this 624-nucleotide messenger RNA. Lineage: Eukaryota; Dinophyceae; Suessiales; Symbiodiniaceae. The record is from the annotation of a GenBank genome assembly.
AUGGCUUUCGUGCAGGCGCGCCUGCCACGUUUGCCAGCGGUGUUCAUCACCCUCGAUGAUCGCCAUGACGCAUCUCCCGCGCAGCGGACUCUGCAGCGCUCGAGGAGCUUCUCCGGCUACACGCCCUUCGAGCUCAGCGCCCCGGAUGCCAGCUUCGAUCGGGACUCCACUGGGGAAGCUUCCGAGACGCCGGCUUGGCCGGACACGGACGAGGAGCCAGAGGUACCAUCCGCCUUCAUCGCCCCGGGUCCGCUUGUCGGCGAGAGCAACAUUGAGCAAGGCGUCCCGGUGUUGGGUGGCCCAUUGCUCACACCGCUCGCCCCGCGUGUCGCGGAACGCGUCAUUGACAUGAUGGGAGGAGAUCCUGGUCCAGCAGGGCAUCUUGCCCUUCCAGCUCCAGCCGUGGGCCAAGUGCACUGGAUGUCGUUCGGGCCAGCACAGCCGAGCACGUGGACUUGCAGCCCAGCGCGGGACACGUCGGCGCAAAUUCUGAGGGCCCAGCGAAUUGGCGCGGUGGCCUUGCGAAAUGCUCGAGCCAUGAUGCCCGCAGUGGAUGUGCAACCUACAGCUCAGCGAAAGAACCCCCAACGACGCCGUAAGGCCAAGAUGCGCGGUGAGGCCUGA